Molecule: messenger RNA, 1815 nt
Organism: Eptesicus fuscus (big brown bat)
Lineage: Eukaryota; Metazoa; Chordata; Mammalia; Chiroptera; Vespertilionidae
Gene: CHRM2
Product: cholinergic receptor muscarinic 2
Exons: 1
Coding region: 16-1416 (466 amino acids)
Biological process (GO): adenylate cyclase-activating adrenergic receptor signaling pathway; regulation of heart contraction
Cellular component (GO): plasma membrane
Molecular function (GO): G protein-coupled acetylcholine receptor activity
Source: RefSeq, a predicted model, not a curated record
AUUAGAGAACACAAAAUGAACAACUCAACAAACUCCUCUAACAGCGGCCUGGCUCUGACCAGUCCUUAUAAGACAUUUGAAGUGGUGUUUAUUGUCCUUGUGGCUGGAUCCCUCAGUUUGGUGACCAUUAUUGGGAACAUACUGGUCAUGGUCUCCAUUAAAGUCAACCGCCACCUCCAGACCGUCAACAAUUACUUUUUGUUCAGCUUGGCCUGUGCUGACCUCAUCAUUGGUGUUUUCUCCAUGAACUUGUAUACCCUCUACACUGUGAUUGGCUACUGGCCUUUGGGACCUGUGGUGUGUGACCUUUGGCUAGCCCUGGACUAUGUGGUCAGCAAUGCCUCAGUGAUGAAUCUGCUCAUUAUCAGCUUUGACAGGUACUUCUGUGUCACAAAACCGCUCACCUACCCUGUCAAGCGGACCACGAAAAUGGCAGGUAUGAUGAUUGCAGCUGCCUGGGUCCUCUCCUUCAUCCUCUGGGCUCCGGCGAUUCUCUUCUGGCAGUUCAUUGUAGGGGUGAGAACUGUGAACGAUGGGGAAUGCUACAUUCAGUUUUUUUCCAAUGCUGCUGUCACCUUUGGCACUGCCAUUGCAGCCUUCUACCUGCCAGUGAUCAUCAUGACUGUGUUAUACUGGCACAUAUCCCGAGCCAGUAAGAGCCGGAUAAAGAAGGACAAGAAGGAGCCUGCGGCCAACCAAGAUCCAGUGUCUCCAAGUCUGGUCCAAGGACGGAUAGUGAAGCCAAACAACAACAACAUGCCUGGCAGUGAUGACGGCCUGGAACACAACAAAAUGCAGAAUGGCAAAGCCCCCAGAGAUGCUGUGAGUGAAAACUGUGUCCAGGCGGAGGAGAAAGAAAGCUCCAAUGAUUCCACCUCUGUCAGUGCUGUCGCCUCUAACAUGAGAGAUGAUGAAAUAACCCAGGAUGAAAACACAGUUUCUACUUCCCUGGGCUAUUCCAAAGAUGAGAACUCGAAGCAAACAUGUAUCAAAAUCGUCACCAAGACCCAAAAGGGUGACUCGUGUGCCCCGACUAAUACCACCGUGGAGCUAGUUGGUUCUUCAGGUCAGAAUGGAGAUGAAAAACAAAACACGGUAGCUCGCAAGAUUGUGAAGAUGACUAAGCAGCCUGCAAAAAAGAAGCCUCCUCCUUCCCGGGAAAAGAAAGUGACCAGGACAAUCUUGGCUAUUCUGCUGGCUUUCAUCAUCACCUGGGCCCCAUACAACGUCAUGGUGCUUAUUAACACCUUCUGUGCACCCUGCAUCCCCAACACAGUGUGGACAAUUGGUUACUGGCUUUGCUACAUCAACAGCACUAUCAACCCUGCCUGCUAUGCACUUUGCAACGCCACCUUCAAGAAGACCUUUAAACACCUUCUCAUGUGUCAUUACAAGAACAUCGGCGCAACGAGGUAAAACAUCUUUGGGACAAAAGAAGGUGGCCCAGGGGAACUUGGGAAGAAGAAGAAGAGGGGUAACAGAGCUAGUUUUAAAAUCUCUGCCAUUGCACUUUAUAGUCUUAUUAUGGAUGUGCAAUUAAGGAGCUCAAAAGUGACACUCUUUUGUGCCUCUGCUCCAGUUUGAGAAACUCUCACCUCAUAAGCCCUGCCAAUGUAGGAGCAACGAGACCGUGAAAGCCACACGUUGGGAAUGUGGAUUUAAGGAUGCUCUACAUUUUCUCAGACUCCUGAAGAAGGGCUUCUGAAUCUACAAGUUUAUCAGUUUCUGCACAAGAAGAAGAAUAACCUUGCUCCUUUUUUGUUGUUGUUCCCACAUGUCUUUACAAGUCGAUGAAAGGCUACAGUUACAAGUAAC